Molecule: messenger RNA, 7764 nt
Organism: Monodelphis domestica (gray short-tailed opossum)
Lineage: Eukaryota; Metazoa; Chordata; Mammalia; Didelphimorphia; Didelphidae
Gene: GPR158
Product: G protein-coupled receptor 158
Biological process (GO): G protein-coupled receptor signaling pathway
Cellular component (GO): membrane
Molecular function (GO): G protein-coupled receptor activity
Source: RefSeq, a predicted model, not a curated record
GGGGUUGGUUGUGGCUAAAGUGCCUAGUUAACAGACAUCGCUAACCUCCUCCCCCCCCCCCCAAAAAAAAAAAAACCCAGCCAGUACUGGAAGGAGGGAAGUAUAUUUUCUUGGCCAAACCAAUGUACUUCAAUCAACCAGCCAUUUAUGCAUCCUUUUUUUCACAGAGACAUGCACACCGUUUCCCCUCUUUCUCGAAAAUAUCUUUGCUUCUUCAGAUUUUCUUGCAGUGUGUGUGUGUGUGUGUGUGUGUGUGUGUGUGUGUGUGUGUGUGCGCGCGCGCGCAAUCCGAGUCUCCGUGGGAAGUGAAUGAGGAGGAGCUUGAGUUGGGGAGGGGGGGUGAAGAGGGGGAGAACCUGCCACUGGUUAGAUGAUGGAGCGGCGCUUGCAGGCGGCAGCAGCAGAAGCAUCUCGUUAACACACCUCAAUGAAAGCGGCAGUGGAAACGGAUGGGGAUAAAGACGUAAGCAGGCUAACUAUAGCUGCCGUGUAGCGAGAUGGGAUGUAACCUGCUCAGAUCAAGGCUGCGAGGUGCGUAAUCCCCAGGGCUAGCCUAUUGUGGAGAGGAGAUCGCAGUCAGCAUUGCCACAGGUGACUUGGUUCCCUGCUUACAGUUGCUUUGAGAUCCAGGCUAUUUUUAAAAUUUCUUAUUUUUAAAAUCUCCAUCUCCUCUCCUUGAUAUCAUCUGUAGAAAGGAAGACCAACAAUAGUAAUACUAUUGUGAUUAUUAAUAAAAAAAUAUUGAAAAGUGACUUCCCAUCACCUCUGCUCCCCUCACUCCGAGACAGCCAAGAGACAUGGUUUACCCCUUACUCCUUUGCCUCCUGCUUGCUCAACUGGGACUGGGAGCUGCCGGAUCCAGCCGUGACCCACCGGGGCGCCUGGAACCCCAUAGAGAGAGGACCCUUAGAGGGAAGCAGCAUGGCCAUCAGCCCACCAGAGAUUCAGAUUCUUCGACUCUCUGGAGCCGGUCCAUCGACGGCACCAUCUUGGCGCAGAAACUCUCCGAGGAGGUACCCACGGAGGUGGCCUCUUACCUCUACACAGGGGACUCCCAUGAACUGAAGCGAACCAAUUGCUCCGGCCGCUUCGAGCUGGCAGCGGGCCUGCCGGGGAAAUCCCCCGCCAUGGUCAGCCUGCACCCCUCCUUGCACGGGGCGAUGGACACGCUUAUCUACGCCACCAACUUCCUCAACAUGAUCAAUAAGUCACUAGAGCAGAACUUGCAGGACGACCUGGAGUGGUACCAGGCGCUGAUCCGUAGCCUCUUUGAAGAUGAGCCCAGUAUCUCACGGGCAGCCAUUACCUUCAGCACCGAGUCACUGUCCUCUCCAGCCCCCCAGGUCUUCCUUCAGGCCACUCGAGGGGAAAGCCGCAUCCUCCUACAGAACCUGUCCUCUUCUGCUCACCACUUGGCCAACGCCACCCUGGAGACCGAAUGGUUUCACGGCCUGAGGCGCAAAUGGAGGCCCCAUUUACACCGCCGGGGCUCCAACCAGGGAAUCCGGGGUCUGGGCCACAGCUGGAGGCUCCGGGAUAUCUCUGGAGGGGAAAAGAACCAGGUCAGGUGGUCUUUACCGUACCUGGAAUGUGAGAACGGGAGUUACAAACCUGGCUGGUUGGUCACUCUUUCCACUCCUUUCUACCGGUUCCAGCCUAAUGUGGUCCCUGAAUUCAGGGGGAUCUUGAAAGUUGAUAUAAAUCUUCAGAAGGUGGAUAUUGACCAGUGUUCAAGUGAUGGCUGGUUUUCAGGAACCCAUAAAUGCCAUCUGAACAAUUCAGAGUGCAUACCAAUUAAAGGCCUUGGAUUUGUGCUUGGAGCCUAUAAGUGCAAUUGUAAAGCAGGAUUCUAUCAUCCCCGAGUCUUUUCAGUGAACAGCUUUCAGAAUCACCAUUUUGCUGGGGAUGAGAAGCUGGAGGAAGCCCAUAUCUGUUUGCCAUGCAGGGAAGGCUGCUCCUUUUGUGCUGAUGACAGACCUUGCUCUACCCAAGAAGACAAGUAUUUACGGCUGGCCAUUAUCUCCUUCCAAGUCCUGUGUAUGCUGCUUGAUUUCAUUAGCAUGUUGGUUGUCUACCACUUUCGCAAAGCCAAGAGCAUCAGAGCAUCGGGACUGAUCCUGUUGGAAACAAUUCUUUUUGGGUCUUUGCUGCUAUAUUUUCCGGUUAUCAUUUUAUAUUUUGAGCCAAGCACAUUUCGCUGCAUCCUCCUAAGAUGGGUUCGUCUUCUGGGCUUUGCUACUGUUUAUGGAACUGUUACUCUCAAACUUCACAGGGUUUUGAAGGUUUUCCUUUCACGAACAGCUCAACGUAUCCCCUAUAUGACUGGUGGCCGGGUCAUGAGGAUGCUGGCAGUAAUUCUCCUGAUAGUAUUUUGGUUUCUCAUUGGUUGGACUUCAGCUGUCUCCCAAAAUUUGGAGAGGCACAUCUCACUCAUUGGACAGGGGCGAACAUCAGACCACCUCAUCUUUAACAUGUGCCUCAUAGACCGCUGGGAUUACAUGACAGCAAUUGCUGAAUUUUUAUUCCUCUUGUGGGGUGUUUAUCUCUGCUAUGCAGUGCGGACAGUCCCAUCAGCAUUUCAUGAGCCACGUUAUAUGGCUGUUGCAGUUCACAAUGAGCUCAUUAUCUCUGCUAUAUUCCAUACAAUUAGAUUUGUUCUUGCUUCAAAACUUCAGUCUGACUGGAUGCUGAUGCUAUAUUUUGCACAUACCCAUUUGACUGUGACAGUCACCAUUGGGUUACUUUUGAUUCCAAAGUUUUCACAUUCAAGCAAUAACCCAAGAGAUGAUAUAGCAACAGAAGCAUAUGAAGAUGAGCUUGACAUGGGCCGGUCAGGAUCGUACCUGAACAGCAGUAUUAAUUCAGCUUGGAGUGAGCAUAGCUUGGACCCUGAGGAUAUUCGGGAUGAGCUAAAGAAACUCUAUGCACAGCUAGAAAUCUACAAAAGGAAGAAGAUGAUUACAAAUAAUCCACACCUCCAGAAAAAGCGGUGCUCAAAAAAGGGCCUCGGUCGUUCCAUCAUGAGACGCAUCACUGAGAUCCCUGAAACAGUCAGCAGACAGUGUUCUAAGGAGGACAAGGAGGUCAUGGACCACAAUGCAACCAAAAAUGCUGUCAUUAUGAGGAAAAACCCACAAGAAUCUUCCAGUAUCGCUGGGAAAGCAAAGGAAGAAUCUCUAAAAAACCGUGUCUUCUCCUUAAAGAAGUCCCACAGCACUUACGAUCAUGUUAGAGAGCAGUCAGAAGAGUCUAAUAGUAUCCCAACAGAGAAUGAAGAAGCAGAGACUACAGAGAACUCUCUACUGGACUCCCUUCCAGGUAAAAAAGUCAACAAGCGUAUUACAGAAAACAUGGAGGCUGCAUCCACUGAGUCAGUCCCUUUGGUGUGUAAGUCAGCAAGUGCUCACAACCUCAGUUCAGAGAAGAAGCCUGGGCACCCAAGAACAUCUGUGUUACAAAAGUCUCUCAGUGUUAUAGCAAGUGCCAAGGAGAAGACUCUUAGUUUGACUGGGAAAGCAUCUAUUCAAGGCCUGGAAGAAAGUGACAAAUCCCCUAAACCACCAUUCAAAGGUAGAGAGUUCAAUCGAAAACAUUCCAACCCUGAAAAAAUAGAGACUAAAGAUUCUGCCCGGAAAAAUUCCACUCCUGAAGAACCAAGGAAACCCCCCAAAUCUGGAAUUAUGAAACAGCAGCGGGUUAGUGUACCCACCACCAAUUCUGAAAUGGGCACAGGUUCAUUAAAGGAUAAUUUUGACAUUGGGGAAGUGUGUCCUUGGGAAGUUUAUGACUUGACACCAGGUCCUGUGCCUUCAGAAUCAAAAGUUCAGAAACAUGUGUCAAUUGCAGCUUCUGAAACAGAGAAAAACACUCUUCUUCACCCAAAGGAGAAACCUCAACCCAAGCCUAAACCCAAUGAAGGAUAUCAGCAAUCCAAUCACAGAAGCAUUGACAAAACCGAGGUGUGCCCUUGGGAGAGUCCAGAACAAUGUAUUUUUGAAGAGGAAAAACAACAUUUGAAUGCUAAAACUCAGAUUCUCCCUGGGGGUGGGAAAAGCCAGAUUGCCAGUCCACAUCCUUCAGCCAAGGUAUGUGUAGGUCAAUAUGAUGAACUGCCCUCAAAAGUUGUAGCAGCAAAAGUAGAGCAAGAAAAUACCAACCAAAUAGGAGACCAGAAAAAAACGUCGUCCUCCUCUGAGGGAAAUGUGCUUUCAUCUGCCUCCUUUAACUCAAGUAAUAACUUUCAGCAGCCUUUGACAUCACGAGCUGAGGUGUGUCCCUGGGAGUAUGAGGCACCGAGUUUACCAAAUCCUGAGAGAAGUGUAGCUUUAUUGGCCUCUUCUGCUUCAAGUGCAAAUAAAACACCAACUUCCCGCAAAUAAGAGGUUUUGGACACUUGAAAAGUGUAGCAUGCCCAUAAUAGAAUGCUGUGAAAAAGAGAAAUAGAAAGGAGAAAGCCCUCAUGUCAAUGUAUCAGGUCUGAAAAUUCCCAAGGACCUCUUAUUAUCCAAGGAGGAAUACUGGAAGACAAAAGUUUCAACAAGGACAGAGGAAUUUGAAGUUGGAGAUCAGGAAGAUACCUUGGGAACAAAUAGCAGAGUGACAAUUUUCCUCCUCCCCCUCCUUCCCAAAGCUUUCCUUCAUAAUAUAAGGAAAAGGUGCAAAUAUAGAGUGUCCCCAAAGUCUUAGUAUAGUUUAGAGCUUAUACUCAGACUUUGGGGAUAGUCUGAAUUUAAAGGAAAUGUUUGUUUGCCCUUCCCCUCUCCCCCACUGAAAUUUACCUUUGAAGAUACAAACUGAGGGAAUUCUAAAUUAUAUAGAAAGAGUUUGGGAAAAAAAUGAAGAAAUGAAGAAAACUUGUAACCUUGAGCAGCUGACUGAAAUGAACUUUUCACUUUACUCAUUUAACCUUGAUAGCAUUGCUAACUUUAUGCAUCCCCAAAAUAUAUUUUAUAUUACUGAUUGCUCUCAUUUUCUUAUAAAUGUAUGUUUCAGUACAUUGUUGUGUGUCAGAUCCAAGCAUUCCAGAUUGUAUAAUUUUUGCAAAUAACUUUGAUAUUAUGUGACACAACAACACAUUUAUGCAAUCUUCAGAUACUCAAUUGUUAUUGCAACUUACAACAUACCUGCUAUUUAUGACUUUGGUUCAUUUCUAGAACUUCAGCAAGCUUUCCCUAGCUUGGGAGGCCAUAAUUUGGUAUGGAAAAUUCUUUGGUUUUGGCUGUAAUUUAUAUUGUGAAUUUGGGUUUGGCUUUAUUAUUUCACAUCAUAGUUUGAUAUGGUAUUAUUUAGGGUUUUUAUGCAAGGUAAGUUACUUGUUUUGCACUUCUUUGUAAGCACUCAAGUUCUAUUGAUAUUGGCGAUCAAGUGGUCCUACUUAGCUGUAUAUUUCAAUGAGUUAAGGACAACUUAUCCACUGUUUGUUAUAAGCCAGAUGUUAAACCACUCAUUCUGGUUAAUGAUCAUUUGCUAUUAUAUUUCUCAGUAUUUCAUACUUGGCAUCUCUUUCUAAAGGAAGAGCUAAGCAUGAGGAAAAUAAGCUUUGAAUUAUUAUUUUUCUUUGGAAAGAGAAGACUAGAAAUGACAUUAUUCUAGUUGUAUCUAUACUGUAUAACCAGGGAAUCAGCCUUUCAAAGGAAAGACAUGGAAACAUUCCCUGACAGCACUUUCAAGUGAUUAUUUUUUUAAAGAAUGGCUAAGAAAAAUUGGGCUAGUAUCUAGAUCAUUUCAUGGAUAUUUUCUAAUUAUACGUAUUGAAUGUAAAAUCAAUUCAUCUACCUUAUAGACUUUAUUACUUACACCUCCUCUUUGGUUCAGAUAAGAAUAUCAUAUCUUCAGUUCAAUCAGGUUUAGAACCCUCUCUAUUUUUGUUGCAACAAGGUGAUGUUGGUCCCUUAUUCUCUUAAAUACUGGGAAAUCUUCAUAUCCAAUGGCUUCCCAUUCUCCAUUAGCUUAGAGCUAAAAAUAUAGAGGUCUGCCUCAAGACAAAACAUUCCACUGGCUUGUUUUCUAAAAGUCAUUCUUUCCUUAUAGCCAUAUGACCGAGGAGUGCUAAAAACACUUAUUUGCUAAGAUCCCGGAGGAUGGCUAGGCAAGCAAAGUAGCUGCCUGGGGUGUAACAUGUAGGGAGGCGCGAAAAGGGACAUUUUAAUAUUAUUUUUAUAAAUGCACAUAUUUUAAUGAAUGCCAGAAAAAUGACUCUCCAGGCUAUGUAAGGAUUUAGUUUGUGAUAAUUAAAGUCCCAUGUAUUAUACUGAAAGCUCAAAGUUACAUUGAGAUGGCAAUAGUGUCUAGAACAUAAUGAAUUCUCAUCGAUUGACUGAAUGAUAACACCAAGGGAGAGAGGCAGUUACAAUCCUCAAGCCUUGUCUUGGUGCACACUUGCUUUGUCUUGGCUCUGUUCUGACUUCUGGCUGCCAAUAUGAUCUUUAUAGCUUCCCUAUCCAAUAUUUAGUGUUAUUUUAUUAGAAAAAUUAAACUUAAAAUGUAUUUAAUUAAAAGUUUAAUCAACAUCACCUUGCCUGUUCCAAACACAGCAGUAUGUCAAGUGCCUACUCUGCCCUUUUCAUUUCUAACUCAAAUGAUUGGGUUUCAUUUAGCCAGGGAAUAUAGAAAGAAUUCAAGAGGAGGAAAAGAACAAAGAAAUAAUAAGCAGGAAACAGGACACCCUUAGAGAAUCUUAUCCCUAAGGGGAUGGCACAUGAGCCAAGAAUGCUCUUCUUUUUCCAUAAAAGUCUCCCCAGCUUUUUUGUUCAAAAACAAGUCUACAGUGGGGGCUUCUCUGUUUUCCUACAUGCUAUCUAUGUGCCCUGUGUGAUCAUUUGUCUGCUUGUUUGCUUUACUCAGGUUGGUAGACGAAGAUCAAGUAGAAAUUAAGAGACUCUAUUUUUCCCCCAUAGCACAGUCCCUUUUCCCAAACCUGAUCACUCAAAAUAUGAUUUUUUUUAAAGUUAUAUUUGCUCCCUGGGCUAGUGACUUUGAGGCUCACUGAGUCGUUUCACUUAUGCCUCAGUUUUAUUACAACAUAUCUCAUCUUCGGAAAAGUAAGAAGUAGAGCAUUACUGAAUGAUCUUGCUAGAGAUAUGACUUCAAAGAGAUAUGCUAAAUUAGACCUGUAACAUUUUUUAACCCACAGUUGUUGUUCUUCACCAGUGUAAAAACAGGUAGAUUGCCUAAAGGUCUUUCCUUCAGUGGUUAUAAUAUUCAACCAAGGGAAAUUAGAAUCUAGAAUUGUUAAAACAUUUACUAGCAGAAUCAGUCAAUCAAAAGGAGAAGUCAACAAACACCCACCAAGGUUACAAACAUUUGCUAGGUUGUCCUUCUGUGCAUGUAUUGGCUGCAUCUUUACUCCGUUUCUAAUCCAGGUUUAUGAGUAAAUAGAUUUAUGCCAACCUUAAUAGACUUGUAUGUUUUAUGCAAGAAUUAAAUGCUUUAAGACAUGAAUGAAUUACUUAACUCAUCGUGUGCUUUGGUGGCCACAUGGAUUGGAAAAUCGACAGCACUUUUGUAUUUGCUCCUUAAGUUUCUGCAUGCAAGCAAUGACAGGUAGGACUGAGAAAACACUGCCGUUUGACUUCUAGCAUCAUAGCUACUGAGAGUUGUAGAGUCAAUAUCACUGUAAGUCUAUUCACUUUAUUCUGUGAUUCUAAAACUAUUAUCUGGCAACCUACAGCAUCCAACAGGAAAUAUUUGGUAGAUUUAUGUUGUGGUGUGUUGCAGCAUGUAAAUAAUAUAACUUCUCUACAAUAAAGCACAUUUAUACGAAAA